Messenger RNA from Cuculus canorus (common cuckoo), 942 nucleotides. It is a transcript of the gene FOXH1, whose product is annotated as forkhead box H1. The record is from RefSeq and is a predicted model, not a curated record. Lineage: Eukaryota; Metazoa; Chordata; Aves; Cuculiformes; Cuculidae. Gene Ontology annotation, biological process: regulation of DNA-templated transcription. Gene Ontology annotation, molecular function: DNA-binding transcription factor activity; sequence-specific DNA binding.
AUGGCCCCCCCCGCGCUGCCCCCCCCCUCAGUCUCGGAGCCGGUCCCGGGCUCGGGGCGGGGGUCCCGGGCUCGCCCCCCCCGGUACCGCAGACACCCCAAACCCCCCUACUCCUACCUGGCGCUCAUCGCCCUCGUCAUCCGCGCCGCCCCCGGCCACCGCCUCAAGCUCGCGCAGAUCCUGCAGCGGAUCCGGGCGCUGUUCCCGUUCUUCGGGGGGGGGUACCAGGGCUGGAAGGACUCCGUGCGCCACAACCUCUCCUCCAACCCCUGCUUCGCCAAGGUGCUGAAGGACCCCUCCCGGCCCAAGGCCAAAGGCAAUUACUGGACGGUGGACGUGAGCCGCAUCCCCCCCGCCGCUCUGCGCCUCCAGAACACAGCGGUGGCGCGGGGUGGGGGCGCCCCAACUUUUGCCCGUGACUUGACCCCCUUCAUCCUCCAAGGCCACCCUUAUCCCCCAACACCCCCCCUCGACCCCCCCAAACCCCCCCCUUCCACCUUCUCCAUCGCUUCUUUGCUCAGAGAAUUCCCUGAGGGGGAGGGAACCCCCCAAAUAGAGGGGGGGCAACACCCUUCCGCUUCAUUUUGGGAGGCUGCACCCCUUUUUCCCCUCUGGGUGCCCCCACCUCCUUGUGGGAAAGCAGUGGGGGGGUCUGACCCUAAGGGGGGUCCCCACGCGAUGCCCCACCUCCCAAAUUGGGGGCAGCUCCCCACCUCCUACAGCACCUCGGUGGCCCCCAACGCUGUGGCCCCCCCUUGUGGCACCCCCUUCCUCUCCUUGAGGUGGGGGGUGCUGCCCCCCAGCCCCCCAAAACCCCUCGGCGUCCCCUCAGACCCCAAAUCUGAGGAAGGGGGGGCACAGGCGAUGCCCCCCAACAAAAGCAUCUUCGAUGUCUGGCUCAGUCACCCCGGGGACACUGUGAACCCCGCACUGCACGGGUAG